Molecule: messenger RNA, 711 nt
Organism: Linderina pennispora
Lineage: Eukaryota; Fungi; Kickxellomycota; Kickxellomycetes; Kickxellales; Kickxellaceae
Exons: 1
Cellular component (GO): cytoplasm
Source: RefSeq, a predicted model, not a curated record
UUCAAGCAGCUGACGGACCUGGUGAUAGUGCCGGGCCAUGGCGUGUACCAGGGCAACGGCACGCCGCUGGACGAGUCGAACUGGUUUUUGCAGCCGGAGCAGGUGGGCUCGGUGGGGGCGUUCAUGGCGCACAUUGGCAAGGCGGUGGAGAUUGUGAAGGAGCACGACACGGCGUUGCUGCUGUUUAGCGGGGGAGCGACGCGCGCGGGCGCAGGCGCGCAGAGCGAGGCACAGGGGUACUGGGCGGCGGCCGACCGCAUGGGCUGGCUGACGGGCAGCGUGUACAGACGGGUGAUGACCGAGCAGUAUGCCAGGGAUUCGUACGAGAACGUGCUGUUUUCGGUGGCGCGGUUCCGCGAAAUCACUGGACGGUAUCCGGACCGGAUCACUGUGGUCGGGUUUGACUUCAAGCGCGAGCGGUUCAUUGAAUUGCAUCGGAGGGCGCUCAACUACCCCAAGAUCAGGUUCAACUACAUCGGCAUUAACCCACCCGGCAGCGUCGAGAGCAUGGCCAAGGGCGAGCGGGCGAAUGCGUAUGAGCUGUUCAGCAAGGACCUGUACGGGUGCGGCGGGCGGCUGAGGGAGAAGCGCGAGGGGCGGAACCCGUUCCACAUGAGCCACGGGUACCGGGGAUCGUGUCCCGAGAUUGCAGAGUUCUUUGACUACUGCCCAAAGAACCCGGUGCAGGUGUACGAGGGCGCGCUGCCCUGG